CUGCCGUAAAGGAGAGGCAGCUUCAACAACGAAGUGAAAGUAUAACAGUAACUGGACGACACAUAUUUGGAGUGAAAUUUGGUCCAGACAGGAACGGUCGUUUAUGAAAAUAAACAUAAUUAUGUAACGCAUCUAACUCGGAUGUUUUACGAAAAGAGGGGCGUGCUUCUUUUGUCGAUUCAUCUUGCUUGACGUGUUGAAGAUGGAUGAAACGAUGUAUUCCCAAGGAAGUGUGACUGCUGAAGUCCCGCCAGAGGCUGGAACGAACGAUGUUCCACAAUCGAACGUAGCAGGUGGAGAAGGUGGGCCUGCAGGAGGGCAGGAUGGAUCUGGCCUCGGUGGCAGCGGGACUCACACGGCUGAUACACUCUGUUCUAAAGGACAGAAAUGUAAGAGGCCCGGUUCACCUGGUCCCCAUCCUGUCAAAACGUCCUGUGUUGAUGCACCCUCUCCAAAUCCCCAACUCAACCUCUGUCUUAGUUGCAGUCCUAGUAAGGGAGUGAGUACCACCAGUGAUGGUGAGAAGCUGGGUCCUGACCCGUCCAGUUCGGUCUGUAAAUCCAUCAACAACUCUGCGGACAUGGCCGAUGAUGGCGGUGCUUGUGCAGAGGACUCUGGUUUUGCAAUGGCUCAGGUAGCGGAAUCAGAGGCUUUAAUCAAUGACUCUGACUCUGGGAGUUUGGCCAAAGAUGGAACCCAUGUGGUUGCCGAGGGUACUGAGGUAGCAGAGUGCAGUGGCUCAUCUGAUAUGAGCCAGGACUGUAGCCAGCUAGGAGCAAGUAUUUCAUUUGCUUCGCAAAGCACGGACGAAGGAUGGCUGGGGACCCCCAUAGAUGAGCUGAACAGAAUGCCCCAGUGUGCCCCCCCUUUGUCUCGCCUGAAAGUAGUGCCUAACCACACUAUCAUGGUCAGGACGGAUCUUCUCCGAGAGGGAGAGCUCCCUGUCCCAUACCCUACCAAGUUCAAAGAUGCGUGGGAUGACGUGUCCGUGAAGAUGCCCUGCUCUGAGAAGAACCUGUUUCCUAAGGAGACCGAGGACAGAGGUGGUGUCCAAAGUCGCUGGGACCUGAUCCACACUGCCUUGCAGGGAGGCUUCAAAAGUUCUCUGGAUGUGAGGGAUGCAAUAUUGAGAUACAACAAGACAUACGCAAAGAAAUGGGACUUCACUGCCCUGAACCUUCUUUGCACAGAGUGUCUUGAGCCUUCUGAGGUACAACCCCUGUUUGAGGUCAUUUUACCUGCCAUGGUUGACCUAGCACUCAGUGCUCCUCGUCUCUGCACAACGCCAAUUCCCCUGCUGAAGUCAAAGAUGAACCAUUCCCUGACUCUGUCUCAGGAGCAAAUAGCCUGCCUUCUUGCCAACGCCUUCUUCUGCACGUUUCCCCGACGCAACUCCCGCAAGUCAGAAUACGGCAAUUAUCCCGAGAUCAACUUCUACAGGUUAUUUGAAGGUUCUUCUCCAAAAAAGAUUGAGAAAUUGAAAACUCUGCUCUGUUACUUCAGGAGAGUUACACAGACCAGACCCAAGGGUCUUGUUACAUUCACAAGAAAAACACUGAACAAUCCUCCAAACUGGGCAAGCUGUCCGACUCGGCUGACACGGCUACACAUCACAUGUAAGGGGACGAUCGAGGAUGAUGGCUACGGGAUGCUGCAGGUGGACUUUGCAAAUAGGUUUGUAGGUGGAGGAGUAACCGGACAGGGACUGGUCCAGGAAGAAAUCAGGUUCCUCAUCAACUCUGAGCUCAUCGUCUCUCGUCUCUUUACGGAAGCUUUGGAGUACAAUGAGUGCCUCAUUAUCACAGGCAUUGAAAAGUACAGUAAAUAUUCUGGUUAUGCUGAGAGCUACAAAUGGAAGGAAAGCUACAAGGAUGAAACUCCCAGGGACGACUGGCAGAGACGAUGUACAGAGAUCGUGGCCAUCGAUGCUCUUAAAUACAGACACUUCUUAGAGCAGUUUCUGCCCGACAAGAUGACCAGAGAACUCAACAAGGCGUACUGUGGAUUUUUCCGAACUAACGGAAACAGCAAGCAUCUUUCUGCGGUAGCCACGGGCAACUGGGGUUGUGGAGCUUUUGGUGGAGACACACGGCUCAAAGCGCUGAUUCAGUUGAUGGCGGCGGCGGAGGCUGGGAGAGACGUGGCUUACUUCACAUUUGGAGAUGCUCAGCUUAUGAGAGACGUCCACGAAAUGCACACCUUCCUCACCGAGAGACAAGUCACCGUCGGACGCCUGUACGGCCUCUUGAACCAGUACGCGAGUGUGGUGUGCAGGAAUUGCCGCCCAACACGACCUGAUGUCAGUCUCUACAGUUUCAUCCACGAGAAGGUCUCUUCUGCCGCCACGGCCGGCGCCUCGGAAACAGAUAGCCCUCUGGAAAGUCGUCUGUAACACCUGACCUUCUUCGACGCGGAGCAGUGCAGCUCAAGGUCCCGUCACCUGUCUCUUUGUGUAACAGAGACACCAGGUUCAAAGACGUCAAUGUGCUCUCAGUCUUGUGCUUACAAUCACUGUUUUACACACACACACACACACACACACACACACACACACACACACACACUCCCUUUAAGUUUGUGACCCUAACACACAAACUUCCAAAACACAGUUUUGCCUUUCUCACUGCUGGUUUUACUGGAGACUCGUAUUCCGCCACCAAAUGUGGUGAAAUGUUUCAGAGACUUAUAGCAAUAGUAAAUCCUAGUUGCUGUUAGGCCUUUCUUUAGACAAGUAAAAGUGACGUGUAACUCUUUUGUUUUUACAUACUAAUUACAAAUAUGGCCAAAUAGUCAUCAUAUGCAUGGUUGUGGACUUUUUUGCUACUGAUAACCCAGGAGGUGAUGAUCCUUCUUGGUUAUCUCGUCUUAUAUUGCGUUUGCUUCUCUUUCUGAGUGAGUUUGUUUUCUCAAUUUUGCCAUACCCAGGCUGUGGCGAGGUUCCUGAAUACAGAGAGAUGGUGAGGUGCCAUACUGUAGUCUAUGCAUGGGUUACAUUUAUGUAUGAAGUAUUCUACAAACAUAUGCUGCUCUUUCAUGUCCUCUGAGGAUUUCGAGGUUCAACACACAUAUGGUCCUUAAAGGGGCAGUAAGCAAUUUUGGAGAAGGCUUGUUUGUCUCUUUGUUGAUGUUGUGAUUUUACUGCUCUGGCCGGGCCGCGAACCCGCGACCUGGGGAGUGGGACUGCCUCGCUAACCACUACGCCAAAAACCUUGGUUUGCAGCGGUUCCCACUAGCAUGUCUCUUUAACGUGUCGAAGCGUGUUGUUGGUGCCACCCGGGCCAUUUGUUUUGUUUUUGAUUUACAGAGCAUGGGCUGCGCCGAACAAACCCCGAUUUAUUUCCCGGCGCGCACACAGAACCAACAGCUAGCGGACCGUGAGGAAAUAUUUGCUUAUUUUUACAAAAUGUGUAUUGCUUUAGAAUUGUGUACCGCCCCUUUAAGGUUUCUAUUAAAACAAGUGAAAAAUAAUCAAUAAAAUUUUAGCUGGAAUGAGAAUCCUCUUUUGAUGCUCAUUGUCAUAUUAUACCAUUGAUUCUAUUUUGAGUGACAUAAUCAUUUUCACAUAGAGUGGGGUCAAAAACAUCCGCGAUCAAUCCCCACUCUAUAUUCAGUGUUAAGCACAAUACUGAUCCUGAAUUAAAAAGAGAUAAUUGCACGAAAAUAAUCAGUUUUGUCAAUGUUUUUACCCAACAUUUAAUUUGGGGAUGUGAUUACUUUUGCUGUAUUUCCUGAUUGACAAUGGGCUCUAUUUAAUUAUGUAUUCAUACACAGAGUAAAGGCUGUAAAUGUAUUGCACAGUAUUGUACGUAAUGUUUUUAGGUUGUACUAUUUUUAUUAUAAUUGCUUAAUUAAAAUACGUACUGUUGAAAUUG
Scophthalmus maximus (turbot) is the source of this 3872-nucleotide messenger RNA. RefSeq names its product poly (ADP-ribose) glycohydrolase a (gene parga). Gene Ontology annotation, biological process: nucleotide-sugar metabolic process; ATP generation from poly-ADP-D-ribose; carbohydrate metabolic process. The record is from RefSeq and is a predicted model, not a curated record. Lineage: Eukaryota; Metazoa; Chordata; Actinopteri; Pleuronectiformes; Scophthalmidae. Gene Ontology annotation, molecular function: poly(ADP-ribose) glycohydrolase activity. The transcript is spliced from 18 exons. Gene Ontology annotation, cellular component: cytoplasm; nucleus. The coding region runs from base 203 to 2392 and encodes 729 amino acids.